This is a messenger RNA of Stylonychia lemnae, 378 nucleotides long. The record is from the annotation of a GenBank genome assembly. NCBI's taxonomy places the organism in Eukaryota, Ciliophora, Spirotrichea, Sporadotrichida, Oxytrichidae.
AUGAUAUUUGGAGUAGUAAUUCAAGUAUUCUAACUUGGGCAUCAAUUAUAAAAUCCACUGUAUCGCCCAAAUCAGAUAUAAAUUGAGAUUGGUUAUGAGUUUGGAAAUUAUCAUUAUAAAAGCAAUAUCUUUGAAGUAAGCAAAAGUUCAAAUUAAGAGUAGGUUUUUAAUUUGCUACCAGAUUUAGUAAGUGGUGAAUACAUUAGGAUAUCUUUAUACGGUAAGCCUAAUGUUAUGUGGAGCAAGCAAAGAUAUAUUGUUCUUAGAUACGUUGGAAUUCAAGGUCUUCUCCAUGAAAACAUUACAAGCAAAGAAAUCCUAAAUAUGGUUGCUUUGAAUGAUUUAGAGUUAAAUGCUCUAGUAAAAAAAGUUUAAUGA